This is a messenger RNA of Microbotryum saponariae, 2106 nucleotides long. The record is from the annotation of a GenBank genome assembly. NCBI's taxonomy places the organism in Eukaryota, Fungi, Basidiomycota, Microbotryomycetes, Microbotryales, Microbotryaceae.
AUGGCACCCAAGAAGGGACAAAAGGGCUCGAGCAAGCAGCCCAGCCGAGUUGCCUCGGGUGCCUCGACCCCGGCUCCCCGUGCUGAACCCGUAAAGGCGUACGUUCCCUGGGGACCCUCUGUAUCAACGCUGCAACUUGGACUGAUUCAUGUCCUUUCCUUCGCUCAGAGCACCAGCCGUGGUCGGUAUCAACUUUGGCCAAUCCUUCUCGUCGAUCGCCGUCAUCAACAAGGUCAGUUCGAGCGCUCAGCUCCGCAAGGCUUGCCGUUCGGAUUCUCAGAUGAUCCCCCGGCCGUCCUAGCAGCGUCGCGGAGCUGAUCUCGGUGCAUGGCCUCAAAUCUUAUAGGAAGCACUCGCGGACUGCAUCGCCAACGACGACGGUGAACGUCAAAUCGCCAGUGCGCUCUCCUUCAAUGAAACCGAAGAGGUCGGUACCGGCCAGCGUACUUGUCGGAUGCUCUUGCAGUCGACUCACAUCCUUGCCUCUUUGUGUGUCAACAGUACUCGGGUGUUCCCGCACGCAUCCAACUCGUCCGAAACGCACCCAACACCAUCCUUGGGUUCAGGAAUUUGCUCGGCAAGACGUCAGUUUCCUCUCGACGCUGGGCUUCCGAGUGCUUUCUCCAACACUGACCUUUCUCCCCCCCCCCCCCGACUCUACUCGGCACCCACAGCUACGACGAGGUCAAGGAUACAAAGCAACCUUACAACUCGGCCAAGAUCGUCGACUCGAACGGCCAACCAGCCUUCACCGUUUCCAUCAACGACACCCCGACCACUCUGACCGCGCACGAGUGCUGCGUCCGCUUCCUCAAGGUGCUGCUCUCGUACGCGAGCGACUUUUUGGGUCGCCCCGUCACCUCGGCCGUCGUGGCCGUUCCUACGGAUUUCACCCCGGCUCAAACCAAGGCGCUCGUCCAGGCCGCCGAGGAGGCCAAGAUCACCGUUGUGCAGACCCUCGACUCGGCCGCCGCCGCUCUUGUCGCCUACCAUGCCACCGAGCUGAAGGAAACCGACAAGCUCCCUCCCGUUGACCGCAACUCGGUCGUUCUCGAUGUCGGCGCGACCUCGACGACCGUCUCCGUCGUCGCCGUCCGACAAGGCCUCUUCGUCCCCUUGUCCUCGCACGCCGAGGCCAAGCUCGGCGGUGACCUGUUCGACGACAAGCUGAUCGAAUGGUUCUCCAAGGAGUUCACAAAGAAGACCAAGACCCCGAUCGAGGCAUCGAACCACCGCGCGCUGAUGAAGCUUCGUUUGGCCGUCGAGGUGACCAAGAAGUCCCUGUCCGCAUCCAACUCGGCCCCUUGCUCCGUCGAAUCCCUGGCCGAAGGCCUAGACUUCCACGGCUCGAUCAACCGCAUGCGCUUCGACCUCUUGUCCGCGUCCGUCUACUCGCGCGUCAACGACGCCGUCGCCAAAGCUUUGGAGUCGGCCAAUUUGAACGCGCUCGAAAUCGACGAGGUCAUCCUCGUCGGUGGCUCGACGCGCCUCCCGUCCCUUUCGGACAAGCUGUACAACCUCUUCACGCAGGAGACGCUCCUCAUCUCGUCGCAAUUGGACCCCGACGAAGUUGUCGCCAAGGGAGCGGCAUUGCAAGGCCAGGCUUUGCUCGACUCCACAGUCGCACAAGCCCUCACCCGAGCGUUGAACGAAUCGACCAUCGUCGAGCCAACGCUCUUGACAAAACCCAUCGGACUCGUCGUCGAUGACGCGUUCCACGUCUUGGUCAAGGCCAAGACGCCGCUACCUUUGAGGCGUACUUUCGAAUUACCCGUUGCCAAGUCAACGUCGAGCGUCUUGGUUUCGCUUUGGGAAGGAGAGCAAAAGGUCGUCACCGUCGCGCCUACACCCAAACCCGCUAAGAAGGCUUCGGGAGGCGGAUGGUUUGGCUCCAAGAAGGCCGCUGAUGAGGAUGAGGACGAGGAUGACGAUGACGAGGAUGAGGAUAAGAGCGAAUUGGUCGCUGAGAAGACUUCGGCUUUGGCCGACGUCACCGUGGAUACCGAGAGUGGGAAGAAGGUCAAGGUUGUCGUUGAGGUCUUCGUCGGCGGUAAGGGCAAGCUCACCAUUCAAGGAAAGGGGGACAAGGUCGUCAAGGACUUUUAG